AUGCUUUCCGAUGAUUUGCAUGAGAAGUUGCAGAAUAUCGAAUAUGAGGAAGAUUUACCGAAUGCAAUUAUAGUCACCAAUGUACCAGUUGAGGUAUUUUCGAUCGACCAACAGAAGGCUAAUUUCUCUGAUUUGUUCACCCAGAUCGAAUCCGGUUGUCACUUCGAUUUUCUGCGAAGUUUUCGACGGGUUCGAAUUAUUUUCGAAAAACCAGAAAGUGCAACCGCUGCAAAGCUGCUCACACAACAUUUAUCGUUCAAUGGAACAAUUUUAAAAUCAUUUUUCGCUCAGAGAAUUCGAUUGCGGGAUGCAUCUGAUGACGGGUUACUGAAAUUACCGCCGUUGGAGAAACAAUUCUUGAUUUCACCACCAGCUUCACCACCGGUUGGUUGGGAACAAAGUCACGAAAUGGCCCCAGUUGUAUGCAAUUUCGACUUAAUGGCAAAACUUGCUGCACUUACUGUUGACGACACCUUCGAGGCUUGUUUUUCCUUUUUCCUCGUUGAUGUGUAUGAAGGUGACGAAGAUAAACCAAAAAUUGUGAUACAUCCAGCGAACGAGGAAGGGAAUGUUGUGCCCGCCCAAUCAAUGAUGCCUAAGACCCCACGACCACUGGGCACACCUCGAUCUGUAAGGAAAGAUCACACUUGA
Acanthocheilonema viteae is the source of this 651-nucleotide messenger RNA. Lineage: Eukaryota; Metazoa; Nematoda; Chromadorea; Rhabditida; Onchocercidae. The record is from the annotation of a GenBank genome assembly.